AUGUUCGUCCAUUCGCAAAAGACCGAGAUCGAAGAGGCCAACGCCGUCUACACCGUCCGAAAACUGUUCGGAACACAAAUGUAAGUGCACAUCACUCGAUUUUCAUGUGACAUGGAUGAGAGUUUUUGAAGAUCAUUUCGAAGAUCAGCGACUUUUAAUGAUCCGAUAUUGUUUUAGGUUGGCGAAACUCCGAUCUCGAUUAAUUGAUCUCCCAUGCAAACGAUCUCGACUUAGCAUUGAAAACAAAGAAGAAUCCGCAACGAACAAGGCUUUAGGCAUUAAUAAUUUACCCAACGAGAUGUUGGAAAUGGUUUUUGGGAACCUGGACAAGAAGAGUUUGUUGAACACCCGUGAAACCUGUUCAAGAUGGGCAAAUCUGGUGGAAAAGAAGCAGAUCAGAGACUUGUUGCCUGUUGUAAAUGUAAGUUGGCUUCUGUUUGCUUGUCUCCGUCUUUAGGUCUUUCAGGUCUAGAAAAAUGUAUCCGAAAAUAUUAUCCAUAGCUGUCUGUUACAAGUUUUGAGCGAAGCCUUCGAUCACUUCUCUUUUCCACGACUUUCUCGAUUUCCAAAGAAUCUCCGGGGCUCUUCACGCGUCUAGAAACAAUUACUUUUGAUUGGAGGGUUGUUUUCGGUUCUUAUCGACGAAGGCGGACAUUACACUAGGUACCGGAGGAAUGUUAAGAUAAACAGAAUUGUUUAUUGACCAAUUACGGGUGGAGUAAUAAAAUCAGUUGAGGAUUAGUGUAAUGCGAAUGAACUGAGGGGUUUCUUGAUGGUUUUAAGCGUGGAAAGUACGGAAAUUCAAAGAUCUCGAUUUGAGGUCAAGUGUAAUAUAAAAAGUCGCACGGUAUUGACGUACAUCAAUUCAGUCUUCUUUCCUGUGCUUUUCAAUCCUUUAGAAAUGAUUUAUGAAGCGACCAGACAUUAAAACUGAAACGCAAAAGCACUCUUUCCACAUGAUCUCUAGUGUAAUAUCAGGAACCAAAAAAAUUGAUAAUAUUUGCUUUAAUCUUCAGGUCUCUCGACUCACAAUCACCUAUAUCAAAGAAUCGGCUCAAUAUAAACUGGCCUGGUGCCAAUACGCCGGCUCGAAUGACGAGCCCGCCGUUCGCGAGCUGUUCCUCACCAAGAACGACAUAAAUCAGAACGUGUCCUUCAAAUUCGCCUUCAACCAACUGAACUUCCAACGGCUUUUUAUUGAGAACUUCCCGAAGGGAGCGUUGACCGAUCGCUUUGUGCGCUUUUUGUGCCAGCAAUUCGAGAAUUGCCGGAAAUUUGAGCCAAUCCAGCUGAGUCUGAAGAAUGUGGACCUGGGAAAGUUGUCCUCGGACGUGAUGAAGAGCUUGCUGACGGCGUGCGCCGUCAAGCUGGAGGUCCUGGAGUUCUAUGGCAUCGAUAAUGUGGCGCCGGACUUGAUCACGGACGAGCAUGUUUUGCUCCUCGGCAGUAAUAAGGUCCGGAGGUUGAGCAUUCAAUUCAAGGACGAGGAGAACAUGGAGCACGAUGAAAUUCAGCUGACUGACACUAGUCUGGAGACGUUUACGGAGCGAGGGAUCUUCCCGGCGUUCACAAUUAGUCGAUGCAUGGUUACGGUACCGGCAGUUUGUAGUUAUGUUACAGUAAGUUUUUUUGAUUUUUUUUGGGUUUUAGGCAAAUAAGAGGUGGAAAAAUAGAAUCAGGAGUUAAAUUGAGGUUAUAAAUGUCAUUUUGAGACUGUUUGAGAAUUUCCAAAUAAUACGUCAUCAUGACACAUUUUUUGGAAUUUUUUGGAAAUUGGCUCAAAGUUAAUUUUGGACGUCUAGAACAUGUCCUGAGCACCGAAGUUUUGCAUAAAAUUUUAUUAACGAGAUUUUUUUUGAUUUUUUUUUCAAAAAAUUUCAAAAAUUUUGGUACCUUUUCUGAUAAUUUCUGACUAAAAAUCGAAUUUUUCAGGAGUGGCUGAACAAAGUCGCCGAAACAGAAGCCCUCAAAUCCCAUUCGUUGACCCUCAGCGACUGCCCCAACAUGUCCGAAGACGAGUUUGAAGCCGAAUGCCAACGCCACGGCCUCAACAUCCGAAAACAUGUGACCGAGAACACGGCCAAAGCCCCGGUGGAGUCCCAACAGGAAGGCAGUCUCUGCACAUUCACUGUGACCUCCCAUCAUCCUCAACAAACCUUCAACAUCAACUUGUUCACCGCGAAAUCCGAGUGA
Messenger RNA from Bursaphelenchus xylophilus (pine wood nematode), 2193 nucleotides. The record is from the annotation of a GenBank genome assembly. Lineage: Eukaryota; Metazoa; Nematoda; Chromadorea; Rhabditida; Aphelenchoididae.